ACAUGGAAUCGGAUUUUUCAUGUACGAAGAAUAUCUUACAAACAAAGACGGGUUAAUGGUCUCGAAUAGCACUUGGACAUACAAGAUCCCGACUAUUGACACUAUACCUCAGAAUUUCAAUGUUCAUGUGGUAAACAGUGGACAUCACGAAAAACGUGUUCUCUCGUCUAAAGCAUCUGGUGAACCGCCGUUGCUUCUGGCAGCUUCAGUCCAUUGUGCAGCAAGAGCAGCCGUUAAAUCAGCACGUGAACAGCUCAAACUAUGGGGCAAGCUUGACGGGUCUGUUUCAGAGUUCUAUCUGGACGUCCCCGCCAUAUUACCCGUUGUGAAGACACAGUGUGGCCUGGAUUAUGUGGAGAAAUAUUUGGAAAGUUUGCUGGCUCAGAAAUCUAACUAAAAGUGCUUCAACAUGCAUCUCAGAAUGAUACUGAACUAUGUUGCUCGGACUCUUCAACAUGUUGCAUCAGCUGUGUCGGUUCCUCAAAAAAUACACUAUUUUUGGACGACCUGACAUACACUUGGGGGUAUUUUUGAAAAGUCCGAGGAACAUAGAUAUUGAAUACUUUGUUUUUAUGUAUAUCUUGAAGAAUUUGAAAUGUUCUUUUUAUUGAAAAUCUGUGAUUUAAAGUUU
Messenger RNA from Solanum stenotomum, 631 nucleotides. Its product is annotated as indole-3-acetaldehyde oxidase-like. Lineage: Eukaryota; Viridiplantae; Streptophyta; Magnoliopsida; Solanales; Solanaceae. The record is from RefSeq and is a predicted model, not a curated record. Gene Ontology annotation, molecular function: iron ion binding; oxidoreductase activity. The transcript is spliced from 2 exons. Bases 20 to 397 code for a protein of 125 amino acids.